AUGUAUCAACAAACAGAGACGAUAAAGCGUUUUCACUCGAAACUUCAGUGGCAGCAAGUUCUCGCAAUGAGCACUUUUAUAGGUGAGUAAAAAUUAGACAUUUUGAACAAAAAUUUUCUUUAUUGGUAUGUGUGUAACAUGCUUUAUAAUCGAGAAGAAAUUCCUCGCCGCUUAUUUAUGAUUUCUGAUUUGCUUUCAAAUGGCUAUUGGAAAAAUAAUGAAUUUUUAACAACCUGCAGGGAAUUUUUUUGUUUGAAUACUUGAAUGGCAGCAGGUAUAUUUGUAUGUUCUGGUUGUUCGCGUCCAUGUUUUUUCUGUCAGAUAUAGAUUCACGUAUAGGAAAACGCAGACGCUCGGGUCACGAUUGGUUUUAAUUUUUUUCCUGAUUAGUUAGGGAAGGGAUGUGAACUCUUUGGGCCAAUCACAUAGUCAAUGUAAUGAUCAAGGCAUUCACUUUAAAACUAUUUUACAGAUUACAAUCUCGGAUCAAUGUCGCUUGUACAGGAUCGCUUAAGAUUCUUUUUCUUAAUAUAAUUUUAUUAUUUUGUACUAACCUUUCGCUACCUUUUUACUCGCCCAGGGUUGAAGGGAGGAGGAGGGGGGUGGACAAUGUUUUGAAUCUUAUGACUUUCAGGUGUCCUGAUCAGCGGUUGAUCGUGCACAGUGACUCAAUCCAGUCCACUUGCUGAUCACGUUAAGUUGCCAUGGUUACAAUUGCAACUUUCCGUAAAAUUUAUUCGGUCCAUUAUUUCUAUAUUCCAGGCUUCACUCUAGCAGUGUGGUACAAUUUAUGGAAUACGGGAUCACGGGUACCAUUAGUGGGAACAGUGUCUUCAUCCCUGGUCCAUGAACAAAGAGGAGAAGGUGAGCGUUUGAUAAAUCUUUAAGUUGCUUAAAUGCUUUCUUGGUAAAUGUUAACUUAAUCCGCCUCGCAGGCAUACUGAUUCAUUGUCUGGUUCAUUCGCUCCUUCUCUUCUUUGUAAGUACAUAGCACCACCCCCAUUCCCGCCCCCAAACUCCACGAUAAGUGGAGCCAUUCAUUCCAUUGGCUUAAAAUUUCCUUCCUCGGCCUCCUCACACUUUUAGUACUUUUUUGUAGGAGUGUAUAUGACCUUGAAACUGAAAUGCUUCUACUGCGACUCCCAAGACUUCGGUGAAGCAUGGGAAACUCUUACCCAGGACACUGCAUGUCAAGACAGUGUGUUUUCAACUUGUUUUCGGAAUCAGACACUCCCGGGCAGGCAAACAACGGAAGUUAUUGAUCUCAUAAGAAGCUGUGAACAGAAAUGCAAGUGCUCGGACGAGGAAGGUUGGUGCGUGACUCCGGAAUGCAAACCUCAGACGAAAUGCUGUUGGGGUCAGGUAUACUGUGAAGAAGAACAAUAG
Molecule: messenger RNA, 1386 nt
Organism: Pocillopora meandrina
Lineage: Eukaryota; Metazoa; Cnidaria; Anthozoa; Scleractinia; Pocilloporidae
Source: the annotation of a GenBank genome assembly